Messenger RNA from Carica papaya (papaya), 1333 nucleotides. RefSeq names its product cocosin 1-like. The record is from RefSeq and is a predicted model, not a curated record. Lineage: Eukaryota; Viridiplantae; Streptophyta; Magnoliopsida; Brassicales; Caricaceae.
GAUAAUCAUCAUCAUCAAGAGGUAGCUAGCUAGAGCAAUGGAUUUUGAGUUGACACCCAAGCUGGCUCCAAAAAAGCUGUUUGCAGGUGAUGGAGGGAGUUACCAUUUAUGGGCACCUUCUGAUUUUCCAUUGCUCAAAAAUCUCAACCUUGGUGCUGCCAUCCUGCUUCUCAACCCUGCUGGUUUCGCCCUUCCUCACUGUGCCGAUUCCUCCAAACUCGGAUAUGUUUUACAAGGUGUAGGAAUAGCUGGGAUGGUUUUAGAUCAGUCUUCAAAAGAAGAGAUCUUGCCUCUUUCCAAAGGUGAUAUUUUACCAGUACCCACCGGAGGAGUUUCAUGGUGGUUUAACUCCGGAGAUUCAGAUCUCGUCAUCCUUUUCAUUGGAGAUACCUCUAACGGCUACGUUCCUGGCGAGUUCACCUACUUCUUCCUCACCGGAACGCAAGGCAUCUUCUCUGCUUUCACUCCCGAACUCAUGACCGGAGCCCUUCGCAUGGAACAACAACAAGCAUCCACCAUUUUAGAUAACCAAAAUGGUACUCUCAUCAUCAAACUACCUCCUCAAGAAGCUAAAAACAUAACCCACUUGCAGAUCAGCAGCUGUGUCGACAAGUUUGUGAAGAAGAUGGUUAGCAGCAGCUGCUGUAAAAGGGUAUUAUUGACGGGAGCUGAGUUCGAUUUUCUUGAGAAAGUAGGGUUGAGUUGCAGCCUCAUAAAGCUCGAAGCUGAUGAGUUGCUGUCUCCGAGUUACACUGCAAAUAGUAAGGCAGUUCAAGUGUUUUAUGUUGUGGCAGGGAAAGGGAAGGUGGAGAUUGUGGGCAUGAAUGGGAAACUUGUGUUGGAUACUGAAGUGGAAGCUGGGAAAUUGCUUGUGGUUCCGACAUUUUUUACAGUCGCCAUGAUUGCUGGUCAACAAGGAAUGGAGCUUUUCUCUGUCCUCACCACCUCAAAGCCUGUCAUUAAAGGGUUAACUACAAAGGACUCUGCGUUGAAUGCAAUAUCACUAGCAGUUGUGCAAUCCAUGUUUGCAGUGUCCCCAGAGUUGAUACAGGAGAUGAAGUCAAAGAUUAACAUAUGAUUAUCACUUCUCCCGCAAACUAUUACUUAUUAAUAAUUAAGCACAUUCAAGAUUUCACUGAAAAUGGCACUACUUUUCAUAUUUUAGGUUUUAUAUUAUUUAGGUUUGCUACUUUAUAUAUAACUAUAUAUAUAUAUAUAUAGAUAGAGAGCGAGAGCUAAAUCAUGUAUUUUCUUUUGGUGGAAAGAGCUAAUUAUGCAUUGAUCUUGCAUCAAUAAUGUGGAUUGCAAUAAAAUUAUGCUCUAAAUUGUAUUA